AUGAUGGUGAUCGAGAGCAAGCUGCUUCCUAGAGUGUGGAGCACAGCCUUUGCCCCACUGAGAGAUAUUCCAAUCUCGAGCCCCGCAGGGGGAGAUCCCUGUGCCUUUGAGGGAGUGAGGCUGAGCGGCAGGGAGCUGCCCCAGCCCGUUGGAGAAACCCAGAGGACCCGGCAGUCCCUAGAGCACCUGCUGCCAGCUGGGCCCCACCUCACUGUGGGGCCUGGGAAGGGGGUGGUGGUGGGUGGGGUAGAAGGACCUGUUUUUAAGGAGGUGGACAAAAUGAUGAGCUGGAGACAAUCUCUGCAAGGCUCAGAGGCAUCAAAACUCCGCACCAUUUACCUCAAUGAACCCCUUAAGAACAAUUUCUGUGGAAACUCAAUCAGCACGACCAAGUACAGCUUGUGGUCUUUCCUCCCUCGAUUCUUGUAUCUGCAGUUUAGCAAAGCUGCCAAUGCUUUCUUCCUGUUCAUUGCUAUAUUGCAGCAAAUUCCAGAUGUGUCUCCAACAGGAAAAUAUACAACUCUGUUGCCUUUGAUGAUUAUCCUUUCAAUUUCAGGCAUCAAAGAAAUUGUAGAAGACUAUAAACGAUAUUUGGCAGACAAAUUAGUUAAUUCAAAGAAUGCAGCAGUGUUAAGACACGAUACAUGGAAAAUGAUUAUGUGGAGUGAGAUGGAGCAAUAGAGGAUCAAAGAGAAUAAGUAGCUUGCUCAAGAUCACACAGCAAAGUGGGGAAAAGGGGAUUUGAACCCAAGUCUGUCUGGUUAGAAGACUACACUGUC
Molecule: messenger RNA, 779 nt
Organism: Choloepus didactylus (southern two-toed sloth)
Lineage: Eukaryota; Metazoa; Chordata; Mammalia; Pilosa; Megalonychidae
Product: phospholipid-transporting ATPase IB-like
Exons: 9
Coding region: 1-681 (226 amino acids)
Biological process (GO): phospholipid translocation; neuron development
Cellular component (GO): plasma membrane
Molecular function (GO): ATPase-coupled intramembrane lipid carrier activity
Source: RefSeq, a predicted model, not a curated record